GAGGAUUUUCUUAAAAAGAAGAAGCGAGAAUGACCCUGGAGUCCAUAAUGGCGUGUUGCCUCAGCGAGGAGGCGAAAGAAGCCCGGAGGAUCAACGACGAGAUCGAAAGGCAGCUCCGCCGGGAUAAGAGGGACGCACGCCGGGAGCUGAAACUGUUGCUUCUUGGCACUGGGGAGAGUGGGAAGAGCACAUUCAUCAAACAGAUGAGGAUUAUUCACGGUGCCGGUUAUUCUGAUGAGGACAAAAGGGGUUUCACCAAACUGGUCUAUCAAAACAUCUUCACAGCCAUGCAGGCCAUGAUCCGAGCCAUGGAGACACUCAAAAUCCCCUACAAAUAUGAGCACAACAAGGGCAAUGCCAACAUUGUGAGAGAAGUGGACGUAGAAAAGGUCAUUGUGUUCGAGAAUCCUUUUGUAGAUGCAAUCAAGAGUUUAUGGAAUGAUCCAGGAAUACAAGAAUGCUAUGAUCGAAGGAGGGAGUACCAACUCUCAGACUCCACCAAAUAUUACCUGAAUGCUUUGGAUCGGAUUGCUGAACCAUCCUACCUUCCUACUCAGCAGGAUGUUUUGAGGGUUCGAGUCCCAACCACUGGCAUCAUAGAAUACCCGUUUGACCUACAGAGCGUCAUAUUCAGGAUGGUGGAUGUGGGUGGUCAGAGGUCAGAGAGGAGGAAGUGGAUCCACUGCUUUGAAAACGUCACUUCCAUCAUGUUCCUGGUAGCACUCAGCGAGUAUGACCAAGUUUUGGUGGAAUCGGACAAUGAGAACCGGAUGGAGGAGAGUAAAGCGCUCUUUAGGACAAUAAUCACUUACCCCUGGUUCCAGAAUUCCUCCGUCAUCCUGUUCCUCAAUAAGAAGGACCUGCUGGAAGAGAAGAUCAUGUACUCUCAUUUGGUUGACUACUUCCCAGAAUAUGAUGGUCCGCAGAGGGAUGCCCAGGCCGGUAGGGAGUUUAUCCUCAAGAUGUUUGUGGACCUGAAUCCAGACAGCGAUAAGAUCAUCUACUCUCACUUCACUUGUGCCACUGACACAGAGAACAUCCGGUUUGUCUUUGCAGCUGUCAAAGACACCAUCCUACAGCUCAACCUAAAGGAGUACAACUUGGUGUAGGAGGCGACCCACCCCAUUGACUGACACAAUCUGUGAAAACAUGAAUCAUAUACACAUGCAUUUAAGAAAAAAAAAUGGGGG
Messenger RNA from Thalassophryne amazonica, 1190 nucleotides. Its product is annotated as guanine nucleotide-binding protein G(q) subunit alpha. NCBI's taxonomy places the organism in Eukaryota, Metazoa, Chordata, Actinopteri, Batrachoidiformes, Batrachoididae. Gene Ontology annotation, molecular function: G-protein beta/gamma-subunit complex binding; guanyl nucleotide binding; G protein-coupled receptor binding. Gene Ontology annotation, cellular component: heterotrimeric G-protein complex. The transcript has 8 exons. Bases 30 to 1109 code for a protein of 359 amino acids. Gene Ontology annotation, biological process: action potential; phospholipase C-activating dopamine receptor signaling pathway; adenylate cyclase-modulating G protein-coupled receptor signaling pathway. The record is from RefSeq and is a predicted model, not a curated record.